This is a messenger RNA of Acyrthosiphon pisum (pea aphid), 1222 nucleotides long. Its product is annotated as muscular protein 20-like. The record is from RefSeq and is marked provisional. Gene Ontology annotation, biological process: actin filament organization. Gene Ontology annotation, cellular component: actin cytoskeleton. Gene Ontology annotation, molecular function: actin filament binding. Lineage: Eukaryota; Metazoa; Arthropoda; Insecta; Hemiptera; Aphididae.
GCCUAUUCCGCACACAAACAGUUCAGCUAUCCAACAGACACGAUUCGUUAGAAGCUACUUCAAAUAUCUUUUUUUCUCUUCGUUUUCAUAAAACCAAACAAAUAAAAUGCCUAGUGGACGUCCUUUGUGGCAGGUUGCCGGCAAAAGAGACCUGGAUCAAGAAGUCGAAGCUCAACAAUGGAUCGAAGCCGUGACUGGUGAAAAGUUUGCACCGGGUUUGCCAUUCGAGCUAGCACUCAGGGACGGAGUUUUGUUAUGCAAGCUGAUGAACAAACUGGCGCCGGGUAUUAUACCCAAAAUUAACACUUCAGGUGGCGAUUAUAAGAUGAUGGACAACAUAAGCCAAUUUCAAAAGGCUUGCAUUCAAUACGGUGUCCCGGACGUCGAUUUGUUCCAGUCUGUUGACUUGUUCGAACAAAAGAACGUAUACAGAGUGACCAUGACGAUAUUCGCUAUUGGCAGGACGGCGCACAAACACCCAGAAUGGAGAGGCCCAUCCUUGGGACCAAGGCCGUCCGAGGAGAACAAGCGUGAUUUUACUGAAAUGCAAUUGAGGGCCGGAGAGGGAGUCAUCGGACUGCAAGCCGGACAGAACAAAGGUGCCACACAAGCCGGCCAGAACUUUGGAAACACCAGAAAGAUAUUGCUCGGAAAAUGAGAGCGUAAACUAAGAAUUACGUCCUAUACUAUACGUUUUCGUUAUAUUUUAAAAUUGAUCUAACAUUAUUCUUUUGUAUGCGUUUUUGUUAAUGUCGUUGUGCGCCUCGUGUACAACAAUGACAAUAUUAUGUAACAUAAUUAUGCCAUUUGUUUCGCAUCGAUGCUAUGAGAGAAGAUGAAAAUAUUGUGUUUAUAAUUAUUUAAUAAUAAGAAAAAUGAAAAAUAAUAAUACUUAUUAUAAUAUGUAGUAAGUACAACAUACUCAAUGCUCUUAUAGAAUCUGAGCAUCACUACAACUUUAUUGCAACAAUAUAAGUACAAAAGUCGUAACAGCCAACGACAGCACACUACAUAUAUUCAUUAUGUGUUGAGGUAAAAGAAUACAAUUUUUAAUGGAAAAUAAUAUACAUAUUACAUAGUUUAAAUAUCUAAAAACUGUUUAGAUUAAAAAAAUAAAUAUUGUAAUGUUGACACGGAAAAUAAAAUAAGUGUUUUCGCUGUGACAAUGAUUUAUAUAAUAAUGUUAUUAUACUAUAAUAUUAUAUUAAUUGUUAUAAUACGU